CUAUUAUAUAAGGCAAGACAUGAGGGACACCAAAAAAUAAAAAAAAAGGAAUAAAAGAAGAAAAGAAAAGAAGAUAACUAACUGUUUCAUUUGAAUGGAAAAGGGAAGUAAGACAUUUAAAUUGAACAUUAGUUUUUUGAGAAAGAAAAAUAUAAAAACAGUUUUUUACCCAAUUAAUUUUAUUUUCACUUCAUUUGUUAUCACACAUAAUCGCACGCAUUGCGUGCAUGUAAGACUAGUAUUAAUUAACGCAAAACCCAAAAUACCAGGAACUACUUACUACUGUUCAUAUAAAUACAACACAAACAAACCCCAGUUUCAGAAUUUUAAGAUUUACUAGAGAGAGAAAAGAGCGAGCAAGAAUUAGCGUGUUAGAGAGAGAAACAAACAACAAGUUGAUGAUUCAUUCUUUCUUCUUCAAAGAAAUCUGAGAAUUGAAGAAAGAAAUGACAAUGAGUGGAUCAAUGGAUGUUUCUGAUAAAGAAGCUGAAGUUUCUGACAAGGGUAAUAACAACAAAUCAAGAGAGCUUAUGAAUGAAUUGUACAAUCUAACUUUGGAGAUCAUUGCUGCUGCUGAUGAAGUUAAUAGCGGGGGUGAUAAUAAUGAACGAAUUCUGGGUAAAAUUGAUAAAGCAUUUCAAGUAUUAAGUGCAUUGGGAGAGUUAUUGAAGAAGCAAAAACAUGUUGAUGAUUUCGUUUUUCCUGAUGAAUUUUCUUGCCCAAUUUCUAUGGAACUUAUCAAAGACCCUGUUGUUCUGUCUACUGGUGUGACUUAUGAUCGGCCAUAUAUUGAGAAAUGGCUUAAAGAUGGGAAUCGAAUUUGUCCUCAGACCCAACAGGUGCUUUCUAAUAUUGAGCUCUUCCCAAACCAUUUAAUUCGUGAGCUGAUAAGACAAUGGUGCUUGAAUCGUGGACAUGAAGUCCCUUCACCAGUUCAGGAUAUCAAGGUUGGAUCAUUAACUGAUGCUGAUCGAAAGCAUAUAAGUUCUCUGUUGCAGAAGCUGUCUUCAAGUCUUUCUGAUCAAAAGGAAGCUGCAAAAGAGAUCCGAAAGUUGACCAAGCAAAUGCCAUCUUCUCACUCCUUCUUUGGGGAGUCCACCGAUGCCAUGCUACAGUUGUUGACCCCUCUCGCAUCUCCAAAAACCUGUGAGGAACACCCGGAUCUUCAUGAGGAUCUUAUAACAGCUGUAUUGAAUAUUUCUAUACCUGAUGACAACAAGCAGGCUAUUGUUAAAUGUCCAAGUGUCAUUCCUUUACUCAUUGAAUCCUUGAAACUUGGGACCAUGGAAACAAGAACCAAUGCUGCUGCUGCUCUAUUUUCUUUAUCAGCACUUGAUGAUAACAAGGUUGCUAUUGGACAACUAGGUGCUUUGAAGCCUUUGCUUGACCUACUGGAACAAGGAGAUCGAUCAGCCAUGAAAGAUGCGGCUUCUGCAAUCUAUAACCUGUGUAGACAGAGGGAGAACAGGGGCCCUGCUGUUAAAGAUGGAGCUGUAAAAGUGAUAAUAGGAAAGAUCAAAGAGCGUGUGUAUGUCUCUGAGAUGCUGGCAAUCCUUGCUCUUCUGUCAGCCAGUCAUACAGCUAUCGAUGAGUUUGAGAAGCUCAAUUCAGUGGACUGCUUGCUAAGUAUAAUAAGGGACAGUGAUUCUGAGACUGACAAGGAAAACUGCACUGUGGUUUUGCAUGACUUCUGCAACUAUAGUCGUUAUGCACGGAAGGGUAUUCGGGAAGAUGAAAGUAAAUGGAACAAUUCCGAAGAUGGCAGAGACUGGAACAGGAAGGCUAAUGCUAUUCUGGAUAGGGUGAGGCCGAGCAAGCACAUUAGCUACACCCGUACUAAUUGAAGAUUUACGACAAGUUUCCCAAGAGAGUUCAUGUACAUAUUGCUUCCUUGGUCGGUUGCUGUAUACAAAUCAGUCAGUUCUGUUACCUGUAAAGUCAAAACUACAUACUAUACUUUGGGGUUAAAAUGGGGGUAAGUUCGUUCUGCGCUCAAUACUUUUAGCAAUGUACAGUGCUGCUACAAGUUUUGGUCUCCAUUCAUUUUGAAUAAGAAUGGUAUAUCUGUGAUCAGAAGUGUAAAAAAUUAGAUCAUUUAUGGUAAUCAAUUGAAAUAACUCUUCUUUUUGGUCCUUU
Messenger RNA from Beta vulgaris subsp. vulgaris (sugar beet), 2136 nucleotides. RefSeq names its product U-box domain-containing protein 9. Gene Ontology annotation, molecular function: ubiquitin-protein transferase activity; protein binding. The transcript is spliced from 2 exons. Lineage: Eukaryota; Viridiplantae; Streptophyta; Magnoliopsida; Caryophyllales; Amaranthaceae. Gene Ontology annotation, biological process: protein ubiquitination. The record is from RefSeq and is a predicted model, not a curated record. Gene Ontology annotation, cellular component: nucleus; cytoplasm. The coding region runs from base 447 to 1844 and encodes 465 amino acids.